GGAGCCUGAACGACAACUUCCUGGCCCCUUUUGGGCAGAUCGGACAGAUGGGGCACAUCGGACAGAUGAGCCAGAUGGCACAGCUUGGGCAGAGGAUGGUGAAGUCAGCUCCCUGCUCCCCGGUGAAGACAUCAGGUCCUAAGAAGCUUCCCGUCAGAGCUGAUUCUUUCCACGUUGUUCACAAGGUUCCUGUGGGCGAUACUCCAUACGUUCGGGCAAAGCAUGUGCAGCUUGUCGAUAAGGAUCCAGAGCGAGCCAUCGCGUUAUUUUGGGCGGCGAUCAAUGCUGGUGAUAGAGUCGACAGUGCCCUGAAAGACAUGGCGAUCGUUAUGAAACAGCAAAAUCGAGCAGAAGAAGCAAUCGAGGCCAUCAAGUCUCUCCGAAACCGCUGCAGCGAUCAAGCACAGGAAUCUCUAGAUAAUGUGCUCCUUGAUCUGUACAAGAGAUGCGGGAGACUGGAUGAUCAGAUUGCGCUUUUGAAGCACAAGCUGAACAUGAUUCAUCAGGGGAUGGCUUUCAAUGGCAAAAGAACAAAGACUGCGCGAAGCCAGGGCAAGAAAUUCCAAGUUUCGAUCGAGCAGGAGGCGACAAGGCUUCUGGGUAACCUUGGGUGGGCGUACAUGCAACAGCAGAAUUAUAUCGCUGCCGAAGCCGUGUACCGGAAAGCGUUGAGCAUUGAGCCAGACAACAACAAGGUGUGCAACUUAGGCAUAUGUCUGAUGAAGCAGGGGCGAUUCGAGGAGGCCAAAGCGAUGCUCCGCAGCGUUACGCAGUCGGGAGAGGGUAGGUGGGGUAGCGAGAGCCACCUCAAGAGCUACGAGCGCGCACAGGAAAUGCUGCGAGAGCUUGAAGGGCCUACACCCGCGAGCGCCUCGUUGAUCGGUCUGGCCGGUUGCAGUGGCAUGUUGAGCGCCGGUUCUAACGCUGAGGAAUCUCCAGACGAGAGUCUCACCGGGCCAUCCUCCGACCAGGACUGUGAGCAGUUCGACCAGCAGCAGCAACCGCAGCAGCAGCCCGCUUUAACGCACGAGAGCUCCAAACUGGCAUCCACCGAAUCGACUCAGUCCACUGUGUCGACUGUGGAGACGACGUCGGCUUCUGCAUCGACUGGAGAAUGCUCGACAUCAUCGACGUUGACGGUCACGAGUGCGUCGGCGAGUUCCAGCGGAUCUUCCUUCGUUUCCUCGUCUGCCACUGUAGGGGCGGAUAAAAUGCCUAGUACGCCCACGUGGCAGGCACAGGGUGUCCUCCCUCGUCAGAGCAAACGUAACCUGAUGCUGUCGUUUGCUGAGCAGCCCCCUGCCCAUCUUGCGCGGCAGAGCAGUGCACCGUCUCCACUGGGACUGCACAUGUACCAGUCCCAAGCUGGAUGCGACGGACAGGACGAGCCGGAUCUUCAUGAGCAGGUCGAGAAGCAGACAAAUGUCGCUGUCGCCAAGUUGUUGUCCGGAUCGGCCGUGGCGUCAGAAGUGCAGCAGACGGCGAUGACGGCGCAGUGUUCCGCACAGCUGCUUUCCAUGGAACAGCUGGUGAACAACAGUGGACUUGUUAAGGCGCAUUCUCUGCCGGCGUUGAACGUGUGUCAUCGCGGAUUGCAGUUUUCAGAGGUGGUGAGGAAGCAGCAACAUCAACAGCAACAAAAGCAACAAGCCAGGUUAAUGUCGCAGAGUCUGAACGCGCGUCUCGCUGAGGCCAUCUCUCAGCAGCAAAGAGACAGAUGGGAGGACUACGGGAUGGAGGAAGGAAUUAUGUCUCCCCUUGUGCUCGGGGAAGGGCACGACGGCCUCCCUUUCUCUCAACACCAACUUCAGCAGCAGCAACAGCAGCAGCAGCAGCAGCAGCAAGCGGCGUUAAAUCCAUUCUUGAUCGGGAAUAUGCCCCUUGCUCAGUCCAUUCAGUGGCAUGCGAUGACACUGCGUCAGAAGCUUGAAAUGCUUCAGGAGGAGCAGCAGCAGCAGCAGCAACAACAGCAGCAGCAGCAGGCAAUUGGUUCGCAAUGGCUAAUGGACCAGCAGAAGCAAUCGCAGCUGCCUGGCAGUGUUGGCGGGGGUGUUCUUUUCCUAUCUGAAGCCCUUCGGCAACAAAAGCAAUUCCAGCAGGCACCGUCUCAGCCUCAGCAUCACCAUCAACCGCUGAUGUCCGGCAGCGGUUCUUUGUCUUCCUCUACGUCUUCUCGCUCCUCGCUUCUCCGAUCAAUUUCUCCUUCCAAUGCUCCUUCGCGGGUCAUGUCAGGCCAGCGAUCGACGAACUUGUCCAAGAGCUCCGCUACCUCGCCAAGGGAGCCUCUCGCUGAGGCGUGUCUGAAUGGGUCGCUAUGCACUUCUACUCGCCCGCCGGUCGGAGCUAACAGGCCGAAGCCUCCGACGUCGUCUACCGGUGACAAGGUUCUGGGUGAGAGGAUGCCACUGACGUCUGAUCGCACGAAUCUAAAGGCGGCACCAUCAGGGCAACUACGUAGCUCCCGCUUUGCGUCUUCUGGAACCAAGGACUCAGAGCCUGGUCAUGCAGUCCAGCUACGUAGCUCUCGCUUCGCAUCCUCCGCAGGAAACGACUCCGAUAAUGGUCAUAUGUCCGCCCUUGAGUGGAUGCGUGUGCGUGCCGGCAAUGGCAGUAGCAACAACAAAGGAUGGGGGGCUACGGGGCCGGGCGUCUUAUCAUUCUUCGCCUCCGUACCAGUUGACGAGUCCGACCUGUGGGGAGGCAAGGGCGGACAGCAGCAGCAGCAGCAGCAGGUCUUUCAUCAUAAUGAGAACAGCAAUCCCAACACUGGGAAUUCCGCGGGCGGGUUUGGAGGUUAUGAACCGGCUUCAGUUCAACGAAGGAUGAACGGUGGCAUUUUGCGAGCAACCGGUAGCGAUAACCAGAAACAACAUAGUUUGGCCCAACAGCAGCAACAGACUGCUUCUUCGAACGCUCGGAAGUUGCAGCAGUCACAGCUGAUGUCCUGGAAUUCGCUAGGGUUAGGCGGCGUGGACUGCGCGGGCGUGGAUGCCGUGGAUGGUGUGGUGGGAAGCGUCCUCUGCGCGGCGAUGGGAUCUGAGGCGGGUUGUGAGGCCGUCGCCAGGGAGGUUGCUGCUGCCGUCAGCUGUGCGGCCAAGGACGAAACUGCAACGCUCUCCAUGGCCGUGGCCGUGGCCGAUCUGGAGAUGAAACUUCAGCGAAGACUCCGAGUUUUCCAGGAGAUGACAUUGAAUGGCCAGGCGUAUGGACAUUUGUCUCAACGGAGUAUGAGAGGUUUCACUAUGGCAAAUGUGGCAUCGGGUUUCACUCUGACAAAUGUGGCGUCGAGAGACCCUGUCACGUCUCAGCUCUUGCCGGCUUGUCGGCUGUAAGUGCUCUUUGUUUUGGUGCUAUUGGAUUUCACGGUCAAGGGAACGCGAAGUACAGAUGCUAGUCUAUUGUCAAUCCUUUUUCCUAAGCGGAUGAGACAGUAUAUUAUGAGACAUUAUCGCUUCGUUUUCGUAAUCUGCCUGUGUUUUGGGUGACGGUUCUUUAUACUCGUCCAAUUUCGAAGCAGAGUUUGUGUCGUGUCGAGCCGAUGAUUAAUUAUUUAUUGGGGAGAGGCGAGCGCUGAGGCGGACGCUGGCAUUCUUGCCUGCGGCUAAAUGCGCUAUGAUCCUCUGACAUGGAUCGUACGGCGCUACAUGAAUGGCAAUUGGCAUAUACUGGAAUCGCAGCGGAGUCGCAACCGUGUGAAGGACUAUGGCGUCAAUGUCGAACGGCCCCGCAGAGCUUGGGUAUGUGGCUGUUCGCCAUUUGAGAACCUCCUUCGUUGUUGUUGUCUUCGUUCUUCAGCUCUCAUCAGGUUCAAGAUCCGGAGUGAAUGGUCCGGCGCGUUGUCGAAAAGUAGAGAAGCUGGACAAGGGGAGAGUCGCUGAUAAGCAAAGAUUCUCGGAAUAGUAUAGUUGCUUACAUGGAAGAGAAGUGGUAGAAUGUAGUAGUGUGAGAAGCUCCUAGGAUGUCAUCCCUGCAAAUGCGUGAUGGCGAGGGAGAGGUGCUCAAGAAGCGAUGGAGGUCGGUGCACCGUCGGUGCGGGUGAGGUUGCUGCUGGACGUCCGCUGGAAGAAGUGGCAGUCCGUAUGUGCAGGUGGCCUCAGUGUGUAAGCUCAUUUCUCUUCCCCAACGUAAUUUGUGAGCAAUGGUCGAAAUUCCUCCCGCUCUGUAGAGCGUCGAUAGCCGAACCGU
This is a messenger RNA of Chara braunii, 4185 nucleotides long. The record is from the annotation of a GenBank genome assembly. NCBI's taxonomy places the organism in Eukaryota, Viridiplantae, Streptophyta, Charophyceae, Charales, Characeae.